Messenger RNA from Etheostoma spectabile (orangethroat darter), 1797 nucleotides. RefSeq names its product dynein axonemal assembly factor 3 like (gene dnaaf3l). The transcript has 11 exons. The record is from RefSeq and is a predicted model, not a curated record. Gene Ontology annotation, biological process: axonemal dynein complex assembly; motile cilium assembly. The coding region runs from base 241 to 1683 and encodes 480 amino acids. NCBI's taxonomy places the organism in Eukaryota, Metazoa, Chordata, Actinopteri, Perciformes, Percidae.
UUUUGUUUCGCUGUCUAUGACCAUUCAUCAGCUAGCUAUAUUCAGCGACGGGUUUGUGUUAAUGGAUAACAGCUUUAUUAAUAAGCUAACAAUGUAUUUUCUUUUUUACCGAGUAAAGUUACUGAUAGCUAGCUAACCUAGCUGGCGUUAGCGUUAACGUCCGUGCUAACAUUUAGACUGUGCCAAUGCCAACUGAGACUCGGUUAAAACAUUAACAUUACCUCUAACUUUAGUUGAGUCAUGAUGUCAACCACUUACAGUCAGGCUUGGUUUGUCUUUCUUCUUUCGGUCACAUUAGCUAGCUUACUAGCUUGCUACAGGAUGAGUGCCGGACGGGCAUCUGAGGGCGCUGGCUGCAUCACCUGGUGGGGCUUAAGCCCCGCACGCGACCUGCUGAGUACAGGCCCUGUGAGACUUGAAGGGGAGGUCAAUGUUUUACUGGUUGGCAGUGGAGAUCCACGACAUAUUUUGAAAACCAUUUCUGGUUUGCGGGACCACGACAUCCUUCAUGUGUGGGUGAUAGAAAACAGCAUGGAGGUGGUGGCUCGACAGCUGCUGCUCCUCUACCUGGCACUGAUGCCAAAGGAAUGCAUGGGAAAUAAUGAGAAGACAGAGGUUUUCUUGGAGGUGUUUGGGAACGGUGAGAUCCGCAGUCAGACAGAACAGACACUGAGACGUGCAGCAUCACAGCUCUCUCUGUCGGUUACUGACACACUGGAGACGGCCACACACCCCUGUCUGAACACAAGUCUUCUCAGGUUUAAGGAGCGAGAUGAACUGGCCAGGAUAUUCAAGUUGUGGAUCCAGCCUGAGCCUUCAACAUCUUCAUCUAAGUGCUCUGCCCCUAUCUUAAUGUCCAAAGCCUGGGAUUAUCGGGUCAGGCAGCACCUUGGAACACGCUACGACUCCAAGAGGAGCUGCUUUGACUGGGACCUUACAAUGAAACUGCACGAGAAAGGGUGUGGUGUCAUCAACAAACAACACUAUACGCAAUGGAGGGAACGGGGUUUGGCGUUCGAAAGGAGGGAAGGUGUCUACCAAAUAACCAAUCCAAGUUUGCUCUCUUCAAGAGUGUUCAAUCAGAGAGGGGACAAAGUGGCUGUCAGGGGUUACUGGGGAGACAUUGUUUCCAGUCCUUACCUCUCCUUUGGCAUUGAAACUGACGACAAAAGCCUGCUGAAGACACAGAAUGGACAACAUGUCAAGACAGCCCAGGACAUCUCCUUUGCAAACGUACAGGAAUUGUUCCAGUCGCUGUCCAGUAGACGGGGCUGCCCCACCACUUUUCAAUCAGACGCAGAGACAAAGGAGCCAUCCCCAGAGGCUGAUGGAAAAUCUGUCAGCAUUAAUGACUUGAUGUGUCUGAAUGGGAUCUCUGUGACCUUCCUGCCAACGGACUCCCUUUAUAAACUGCCAGAAAAACAGAAAUACUCCCACUUCUUCAACAUUAUCUACUUCUCUGCCAGCUGCGUGCACCAGUUUGGCCCGACGACGAGACAGAUUGCAGCACCAGACGCUGUGAUUGUCGUGGAGUUGGCCAAGUACAUUUUGGAUGUGAACAAAGAGCAAGAAGCAUGCUUUGCAAAGAAAGUGGUGAGCAUUGCUCUGGAGGCUGAAUUUGAGCCGUGGCGUGAGGGGAAGAGUGAUGACGUCCAUGCUGUUUUCGUACCACAGAGGAAGUAAAGGUGCUUCCCUUCCUUUGCUGCCAUUGUCAGCAGCUUUACCUUCACAAUAUGCAACAGUCAACAUGAUAUUGCAGACAGAGAUAAUUUAUUUUUCAUUCAUAAGGAAGUUACC